AUGCGUUUCUUCUUCACUCUCGCCCUCCUUGCCGGACUAGCGUUUGGUGCCCCAAGCCUUCCGUCCGUUGAAAGGCGCGAUGCUAUCAUGGAGUUUGACAAGUUCUUCAUCGGUAGUCUGGCCCCGUACAACGGAAACUUUGUCAGAUUCUCAGUCAAACCGACGCCUGGCGCGAGCUUCACCACCUGCAUGCUCAGAGACUGGGACGGCGGCCGUAUCAUACCCACGUACGGGAGGACAGUCUGCUCUAAUGAUGGAGAGAAUGCGACGAACUCGAUCACCUGGAGCCUCCAGCCGAUGGGUACCGGGUGGCACUUUAGCUGCUGGUGGGCUUUCACGAGCCACGGCGCGGUGCUCAGUGAGGUACACCUUGGGCCGGAGAAGUUUGCGAACGUCACUUUGCCCGCACACCAGGGUGGAGGUUGGCUUAUGGAGUACGUCGGGGAUCAUUACUUCAACUUGACGGCUCGGACUGUGUGA
Molecule: messenger RNA, 480 nt
Organism: Colletotrichum karsti
Lineage: Eukaryota; Fungi; Ascomycota; Sordariomycetes; Glomerellales; Glomerellaceae
Exons: 2
Coding region: 1-480 (159 amino acids)
Source: RefSeq, a predicted model, not a curated record